AAUGUUAACAAGCUUACAUUUAUAUAUUUAAAAAAAAAAAUGAUAAGCGUCGCACUCAUUAUACUUUUUCUUGCUAAAGUUAUUUCCAGAAAAUCGAAUGAUUUUAUAUCUGUAAACCCUGAAACAAAUAUGUUUAUUGAUGGCUAUGGGCGAGAAAGAUUUUUUCACGGUACCAAUGUUGUGGUGAAGCAUUUUCCUUUUCAUCCUGAAACUACAGGGUUUAACAAAGACACGUUUUCUGAAGAUGACAUGAAAAUUCUACAGAAGUUUGGAUUAAACUCAAUUCGAUUAGGAAUGAUGCUACCUGGAUAUGUGCCAAAAAGAGGGGAAUAUAAUGAAACUUAUAUAAAAGUUAUACAAAGUAUUGUCACUACAGCUGCAAAGUAUGGUAUUUACACACUGUUAGACAUGCAUCAAGAUGUUUUUUCACCAAAAUUUUGUGUAGAAGGCAUGCCUGAUUGGAUAGUUAACACACAAGGAGCAAAAGAUUUUCCAAUGCCAAUUCAUAAACCGUUCAAUUUGGAUCCUAAAACAGGAUAUCCAUACCCUGAGGAUUGCGCCAAGUUUUCAUGGGCAGACUAUUAUUUUACUGAAGCAGCUGGACAAGCUUUUCAAAAUCUUUACGACAAUGUUGAUGGAUUGCGUGACGAAUGGGCACAAUUUUGGAAAAAAACUGCUGAUGUUUUUAAAGAAGAAUCUAGUGUUAUUGGAUAUGAACUCAUAAACGAACCGUUUUGUGGCAAUGUAUUUAAACACCCGACAUUGCUGAUUCCCGGUGUUGCCGAUUAUCUCAACCUACAACCAACAUAUGACGCAUUACAAAAAGCUAUACGUCAAGUUGAUAAUGAACAUAACAUAUUUUUUGAAGGAGUUACAUGGGACUUUUUUGAAGUUGGUUUUACUGAAGUUCCUGGCGGCAAACAGUAUCAAAAUCGGAGCGUUCUUAGUUAUCAUUAUUAUGAGCCGCCAGACUUUUCUAAAAAACUAAACUUUGAAGCUCGUUUGCUUGAUCUUAAACGAUUGAAAUGUGGUGGAUUUCUUACUGAAAUGUUUACAGUUGGAACAGAUUUUAACAGCAUGUUUGAAAUGUUUGAUUUAUGCGAUAAAUUCAAGCAAAGUUGGCAUGGAUGGAUGUAUAAAUCGUACGGGUGUAUAGAGCAAAACCUGGGUUGUUUGAAUAUGUCUUCUCCAGGUAAAGAAUCUAUUCAAAUUGCGAACACUUCAAGAACGUAUCCACAGGCGGUGGCUGGGCGUACGCAAUCCUACACAUUUGACAUAAAGACUAAAGUAUUCACAUUGGUAUACGAAACUGUUGGCAGUUGCAAAAGUGGUAGAACCAUUGUUUACUUUAACAAAAAUCUUCAUUAUCCUAACGGAUAUCGCUAUGAGAUAAAUCCAAAUUUCAAAGUAACCCCCAGUGAAAAUGAAUACCUUCUUUAUUUAGAUGAAGUUAAUAAAGUACCAAACACCGUUGUGACAUUUAAACUUUUUCCACUCAGCUUUACUGAUAGUGAAGAAAUUCAUCUAGUAACGGUGAUGGGUGAUAAACAUCUAUCAGAAACUCAUAAUGAAAAUGAAAAAAAAUAAAGAGUGAAAAUUAUAUUGGAAAAAAAUAAUUCGACUUUAAACACAUUUUAAAAAUUACUUAUUAUAAAAACCUUUUUUAAAUAUUUUUUAAUGUAAAAUUUUAAAAAUCAAUGUAGUUAAUAUAAGUUUUAAAUAACAUUUAUGUUAUAUUAUUUAUAAAUUGUAACAUUUAAAGCACAGGUCAGCAAAAUAAUUUUUUUUUUUUUGGUUUUUAAGAUAUCAGGUAUGAUUUUGUAUAAUUUGGUGUGCUGAAUUUGAGAAUAACAUUUUAUGAACCAGA
Hydra vulgaris (swiftwater hydra) is the source of this 1867-nucleotide messenger RNA. Its product is annotated as endoglycoceramidase-like. Gene Ontology annotation, molecular function: hydrolase activity, hydrolyzing O-glycosyl compounds. Lineage: Eukaryota; Metazoa; Cnidaria; Hydrozoa; Anthoathecata; Hydridae. Gene Ontology annotation, biological process: carbohydrate metabolic process. The record is from RefSeq and is a predicted model, not a curated record.